Archocentrus centrarchus (flier cichlid) is the source of this 1996-nucleotide messenger RNA. It is a transcript of the gene pou3f2b, whose product is annotated as POU class 3 homeobox 2b. The record is from RefSeq and is a predicted model, not a curated record. Gene Ontology annotation, cellular component: nucleus. Bases 1 to 1287 code for a protein of 428 amino acids. Gene Ontology annotation, biological process: regulation of transcription by RNA polymerase II; brain development. NCBI's taxonomy places the organism in Eukaryota, Metazoa, Chordata, Actinopteri, Cichliformes, Cichlidae. The transcript has a single exon. Gene Ontology annotation, molecular function: RNA polymerase II cis-regulatory region sequence-specific DNA binding; DNA-binding transcription factor activity, RNA polymerase II-specific.
AUGAGCGGCGGGGGCGGGGCGGAGUCCAGGUGCGCUUCGGCGUCCACUUGGCAGAGCGCCUGGGAGCCGCCUGUGGGCAGGAGAGGUUCUGUCAAAUGCGAGGUUCCUUUAAUAAGAGCGACCAGUCCGGCUCCGAGAGUCAUGGCGACCGCAGCGUCUAACCACUACAAUAUCCUCACCUCCAGCGCAUCCAUCGUGCACUCGGAGCCCGGCAGCAUGCAGCAAGCUACGGCGUACCGGGACGCGCAGAGCCUGUUGCAGAGCGACUACCCGCUGCAGAGCAACAGCCACACGCUCAGCCACGCACACCAGUGGAUCACGGCGCUGUCCCACGGAGAGGCAGCCCCGUGGUCCUCGAGCCCGCUCGGCGCGGAGCAGGACAUCAAACCCACGGUGCAGGGCGCCCGGGACGAAAUGCACAAUUCCAGCAGCAACCUGCAGCACCAGUCACGGCCGCCCCACCUGGUGCACCAGACGCACGGGAACCACCACGACGGCCGCGCGUGGAGGACCACCACCGCGGCGCACAUACAGAGCAUGGCGACGACAAACGGCCAAAGCCUUAUUUACUCCCAGCCGGGCUUCAGCGUUAACGGGCUGAUCCCGGGCAGCGGGCAGGGGAUGCACCACCACAACCUAAGAGACAGUCAUGAAGACCACCACAGCCCGCACCUCAGCGAACACGGCCACCCUCCGUCCCAGCAUCAGCACCAGCACCGGCCGCAGAGCCACCACGACCACUCGGACGAGGAUACGCCGACCUCGGACGACUUGGAGCAGUUCGCCAAGCAGUUUAAACAGCGGAGGAUCAAGCUGGGAUUCACACAGGCGGACGUGGGACUCGCCCUGGGGACCCUGUACGGAAAUGUGUUUUCCCAAACCACCAUAUGCAGGUUUGAGGCCCUGCAGCUCAGCUUCAAAAACAUGUGCAAGCUGAAGCCUCUGUUGAACAAGUGGCUGGAGGAGGCGGACUCCACCUCGGGCAGCCCGACCAGCCUGGACAAAAUCGCGGCGCAGGGGAGGAAAAGAAAAAAACGGACUUCAAUUGAGGUAAGCGUAAAAGGAGCUUUGGAGAGCCAUUUUUUGAAGUGCCCUAAACCGGCAGCGUCGGAAAUAAUCAGCCUGGCGGACAGUCUGCACCUGGAGAAAGAAGUGGUGAGGGUUUGGUUUUGUAACAGGAGACAGAAGGAAAAACGCAUGACCCCUCCGGGAGGAGCGCUGCCGGGGAGUGAGGAUGUGUACGGGGACACGCCACCGCACCACGGGGUCCAGACCCCGGUCCAAUGAACUCUGCUGGACCAGCUCCUCCAGGACUUGUUUAUCCGUUUUAUUUAUCCCCCCCCAAGGUUAUAUAUAAAUCACUGGACUAUGAAACGAUAUAGUGGGUGUUUUAUGUAUAAUAGAUUGCAGUGAUUACUGACACAGUAUCUGCAGUGAAUAUCUGAGAAAUGGAAAAUGAGUGAUGGGAGGACAGGACAUUUUUUUCCCUCUCCCAGAGCUGGUGGAACAUAAGCCUGUGUUAUGUUCUCCGAGGAUACAUGCCCAGCACUGUGACUCCAGACGACGCAGUUUCAAGGUGUAGCCCCUAUUGUGUACUGAAAUUAUACUUGACGAAAAAAAGGAGGGGAGGGGAAGAAUGGUUUUAGAAGAAAAGCUUUCACUUGCCAGUUUGUUUUUUUUUAAUAUAUCAAAUCCAGCCUUUUGAGGCUGUGCGUAAAAGGGAAAGCAAAGGCUUUUUUCCCCCUUUUGUUUUAAGUUUUGUAGCUCUAAAUUGUGCGUCCAGCAGUGAUGGGUGUGUGGGUAGUGCAGUGGGGGGGUCAAAGGAGCUGCAUUAAUGGAGUAAACUGGAGGCCGGUAAAGGCUGCAGCCCCAGUGCACUGGAGUCCAGCUGAGGGUGAGCAUCGCCCCUGAGUCCCAUCUGUCAGCCAACGCAGCGCAUUGAGGCUUUGCUUUAGAAACACUGCAGGCCGUUCAGCUUUUAUUUAUACUGUGUGGA